Messenger RNA from Numida meleagris (helmeted guineafowl), 1722 nucleotides. RefSeq names its product regucalcin-like. The record is from RefSeq and is a predicted model, not a curated record. Lineage: Eukaryota; Metazoa; Chordata; Aves; Galliformes; Numididae. Gene Ontology annotation, molecular function: gluconolactonase activity; enzyme regulator activity; calcium ion binding. The transcript has 6 exons. Gene Ontology annotation, biological process: L-ascorbic acid biosynthetic process. The coding region runs from base 274 to 1176 and encodes 300 amino acids.
AGCAAUGGCACCUCCAUCAGCGCUGAUUGUGGGAGCCAAGGCCCCCUCUGUUUUGCAACAGCUGCGUAAAGGAGGUGAUUGCUCAAACCAGGGCAGGUAGGAUAAAACCAGAGGCCACGGAAAUGUCACAGGAGCCUCCUAUAUUACUCCACUGUGUGGGAUUUGAGAGGCUUUGCCGAUCAUAAAUUCCGCUUUUAAGCAUUGUCGGUGUGAAAAAUGCACGCAGCGAGAGCUUUUCAUUAAAUCAGUGACCGACUCUCUUCCCUUCAGGCCAUGUCCUCCUCCAUCAGAAUUGAAUCUGUCGUGAAGGAGAAGAACCGGAUGGGAGAAUGCCCUGUCUGGGAAGAAAGGGAGAAUGCACUCGUCUACGUGGACAUUAACGCCCAGAAAGUCUGCCGCUGGAGCGCGGUCAGCCGCGAGGUGCAGUGCAUGUCUGUGGAUGCCCGCGUCAGCUCCGUGGCCUUGCGGCAGUGCGGGGGCUACGUCAUCACCCUGGGGACCAGGUUUGCCUUUCUGGACUGGGACACCCAGGAGGUCACCACCAUCCUCGAGCUUGAGCAGGAUAAACCCAACAACAGGUUCAAUGAUGGCAAAGUGGAUCCAAAGGGGAGGUUUUUUGCUGGUACGAUGGCUGAGGAGACAGCACCAGGGGUCCGAGCGAGACGGCAAGGGGCUCUUUAUACUCUUUUCCCUGACUUAUCAGUAAUAAAACAGUUAGACCAAGUGGACAUCUCCAAUGGUCUAGACUGGUCCCUGGACCACAGGACCUUCUUUCACAUUGACAGCCUGGCAUACGCUGUGCACGCCUUCAGCUAUGAUGUGGACACUGGAAAGAUCGCCUGCCCCAGACUCGUGUACCACUUGGAGGAGGAGGAGCAGAUGCCCGAUGGGAUGUGCAUUGAUGCGGAGGGGAAGCUCUGGGUGGCCUGCAUCGAUGGUGGAAGAGUGAUCCGUGUUGAUCCGGAGACAGGAAAAAGAAUCCAAACUGUGAGGCUGCCGACUUCAAGGAUCACCUCCUGCUGCUUCGGAGGGAAGGACUAUGCGGAGAUGUACGUGACGUCUGCCUACGAUGGCCUGGACAAGGCCACCCUUGCCAAGGAGCCUCACGCAGGAGAGAUCUUCAAGAUAACAGGCCUGGGUGUUAAAGGGAUCCCACAGCAUUUUUUUGCUGCUUAAAAGUCACCACUAAAUAACUAAAUAACAAAUGAGAAGUGCUUGCCUCUUGUAGUUAUUCUGGCAAGGAGAAGUCCAAAGAACUACAGAAUUCAUCCUGUGAGGAUUUCAAAACCCAUGAUUGAGAAUGUGCUUAUUUGGAACUGAAGAUAUUCCUUCUACUGUGGGCCUGUGGCAGGAUACAGUAGGUUAGAGAGGUAAAGUGUUACAACUUGAUAUCUUUUGUGACUUUACAUAAAUCUCUUUGAGCUUGAGCUUAGGUUUUUUUUUGAGCUUACUGAUGACCAGUUCUGGAUUUUCAUGUCUCUGUGGCUCCUGAAGCAGAUCUGGCUCCUGGUUUGUCUCUUCAUGAUGCAAGAGAAAGGAUAUGGCAGAUGUUAAUACACAUUUUUAGAGUGAUAACUGGAACUGCUCCUUUGCUGUGGGAUUUCAUCCCUUAUUUGGAGUUACAGGCUCCAAUUUUAGGUCCUAGCCUGUUACCAUUUGCUUUGUCACAAACUUUUCUGUCUUGCCUUUAGGCCAUCAUUCAUGCCUUGAAAAUAAACUACA